AGACUGAAGUGACUGACGGCAUGGCAUUAAUAAUGUCACUCAGCGAGGAGGGAGCGUGGUAUAACAAAGGCUAAUUUCAGACUGGGUCUGGUGGAAUGCGCCAGGCUGUACACAACUAAACGUCUCAUAUUUUAUUGUAGAGGCUUGCAUCUUUCAGCCGGAGGUUUUGCGGUGAAUCAGACUUUGCAUUCAGACCCGGAUUCAAGUCAUGUAGAGGCAGACAUGAACUAAAUCUCACAUUGAAACCACAUCAUAGCAGCCAGCAGGUGAAGACUAAAACUGAAGUUUCAACAUUUCAGAGGAAGCUGUGAUGUUCUGACUAUCAACAAUGGGCAAGCGCUAUCCAGGUUCGUCGUAUCGACCAAGCAGUUCAUAUUGCUAACUUUAACCUUUAUCCUGAUCCAUUGCUGACGUCCCCCGUGACCCAUGUCUGAAGUCCUCCAAGUCGACUCAAGUGUGGAAACACUUCCAAUGUUUAUGGCAAGCCACAGCGCAACAGACAUAGUGAACAGGAAUGGUCCAGUUAGUCCUCCAAACUCUUUGAACUUGCGGUCCUCUCACAAUGAAUUACUAAAUUCAGAUGUAAAACACACUGAAACAAAAAGUGAUACACCUCCAAAAUGCCGAAAAAAAUACGCACUGACCAAUAUUCAGGCAGCUAUGGGCUUGUCUGACGCAGCAGCACAACCCCUUUUGUCAAAUGGUUCCUCAAAUAUCAAACUGGUGAAGAAUGGAGAGAACCAGUUGCGUAAAGCUGCCGAACAAGGACAGGAUCUAAACAAGAAUGUUAGUUUAGAAGAUGGCGUGAACAGGCUUUCAGAAAAACUAGAAGGCAAAGAUGAAGAUGAUCCUGAAAGCUCUGAAGUUCUUCCUCUACUUCCAAGAAGAACCAAGAGUUUCCUUAAUUAUUAUUCCGAUCUUGAAACUUCUAAAGACCUUGAGCAGAGUCUAACUAAUGGCCAUUCAGUGAAGGAAGAGGAAAACUCCAUAUGGAUCACUGGCCAAGGUCCUGGCGUUAUUACCAAUGGAGAAGUGCUGCUGUCAAAACAGAACAAGACUCCAAGUCCUGAGGAUAGUCUUGUGCUGACAGUAUCAUCUAGUCCCGAAACUAAGAAAGACCAUCCAAAGACUGGUGCAAAGACAGACUGCGCCUUGCAUCGCAUACAAAACCUAGCUCCCAGUGAUGAAGAUGCAAGUUGGACCACCUUGUCCCAAGAUAGUGCUUCACCAACAAGUCCUGAUGAGACAGCUGAUAUAUGGAGUGACCAUUUAUCUCAGACAGAUCCGGAUCUACCACCAGGUUGGAAGAAAAUUAAUGACAUUGCAGGAAUCUACUACUGGCACAUUCCAACUGGAGCAACCCAGUGGGAACGCCCUGUCUCUGCUCCAACAGAUCUCCCAGGAUCACGAAAGGGAUCUCUUAGCUCUGUUACAUCAUCACCUACUCCCGAGAAUGAGAAACAGCCAUGGAGUGAUUUUGCUGUUCUGAAUGGGGGAAAGAUAAAUGUUGACAUUUGGAAGGAUUUGCAUGCAGCCACAGUCAACCCCGAUCCAAGUCUGAAGGAGUUUGAAGGAGCCACCUUACGUUACGCCUCAUUAAAAUUAAGAAAUGGGCCACAGUCUGAAGAUGACUCAUCCAGCAUCAACAGUGACCCCGAAGCCAAGUGCUUUGCUGUGCGCUCUCUGGGCUGGGUAGAAAUGGCAGAAGAAGACCUGGCUCCAGGAAAAAGUAGCGUUGCCGUGAAUAACUGUAUUAGACAACUGUCAUACAGCAAGAACGACAUCAGAGACACAGUUGGCAUUUGGGGAGAGGGUAAAGAUAUGUAUCUUAUUUUAGAGAAUGACAUGCUAAAUCUGGUAGAUCUUAUGGACCGCACCCUCCUCCAUUCACAGCCCAUUGUAAGCAUCCGAGUGUGGGGAGUAGGCCGGGACAACGGACGGGACUUUGCAUACGUUGCCAGAGACAAGGAUACAAGAAUCUUAAAAUGCCACGUGUUCCGAUGUGACACACCAGCAAAAGCCAUUGCAACCAGCCUUCACGAAAUCUGUUCUAAGAUUAUGGCAGAGAGGAAAAAUGCCAAAGCUACGGCUUGCAGCUCAACACAGGAGAGACCACAUGCCAGCCUUGAUGUCCCACUGCAAGUAGAAUUUCCAACACCAAAGACAGAACUUGUGCAGAAGUUUCAUGUGCUCUAUCUGGGGAUGCAACCCGUUUCUAAACCCACAGGUAUGGAUGUUGUCAAUGACGCCAUUGAUAGUCUUAUGACCCCCUCAGACAAGGAGGACUGGACGCCAGUUAUUAUGAACGUGGCUGAUGCCACCGUGACCGUCAUCAAGGAAAAGGAUGAAGAAGUCUUGGUAGAAUGUCGGGUGCGUUUCCUAUCAUUCAUGGGUGUUGGUAAAGAUGUCCAUACCUUUGCUUUCAUUAUGGACACAGGCAGUCAGCAUUUUGAGACUCACGUCUUCUGGUGUGAGCCCAAUGCAGCAAGCGUUUCUGAAGCUGUCCAGGCUGCAUGCAUGCUGCGGUACCAGAAGUGCCUGGUCGCCAGGCCUCCUUCCCAGAAGCCACAGCCACCGCCACCUCCUGCAGACUCUGUGACCAGGAGAGUCACGACCAGUGUAAAACGUGGUGUUUUAUCCCUGAUUGACACUUUGAAACAGAAACGCCCGGUGGCCGACAUGCCAUAGCUACAAGACAGCAGAAGAGAUAAAGAACACUUGAAUCUUACGUGUCUACUGAAGUAAAAGUAGCUCUAUAACGGAGUGUACUGCGGCUCAGCCUUCCAUUAAGCUGCUGCUUUGCUCUUCAGAGAAUCUCCCUUAAUCUGAUGUUUGACAAGCAUGUUCUCGUUCUGACACCAUGGCGUACUACAAAAGAAGCAUGAAUAUAGAUAUAUAUCUACUCAUACCUUUUAUUUUUCACACUCCUAUAAGUGGUUCUUAUCAUAUGCAUUGGAUGGUCUGUUUCCGACUGUAAAUAUGAGAAGCAUUUCAUGACAAGGUGACAUUUUCUGCACUCUCUCUCUCUCAAAUGCCAUGGAGUCCAUUGUUGUUAAGGAUUACUAAGCAUCCCAUAGCUCACUGACUCAUGCCAUCGUAGAGGAAAGUCACCAUCAUGUUCAUACAUAAAAGACGCUGUUAUCUGAUCAUUGCGGCGGUCCACGUGUCAGUGGAGCAGAUUUCUGAGCUUUCUAUUACCUGCGCUGCCAGCACUUAACCAUUAAUUGCACAAAGACAUCAUGUUGUGAACUGAAGGAGAUUAGAGGAUGGGCUUCCUUGGGGUGGUCCAAUAUUUACAUACAAGCCACCUUGUUAGUCCAUUUCAUUUCACACCACCUCCUGCUUGACUCCAUUGUAGAGAUGAUGUCUUCUAAUAGUGGCUGACAGUUCUCUUGUGAUCCCACACUUCAUACCGUGGUUAUUAGAGGAAGGGUGUCCAUCUCACACUCCGUACCAGUGGUACUGGAUCAAAUCACUUACACUCUUCGCAUAGCACACUGUUAAUAUUGCCUGACACCAGACAGCAACAGCUGCUGACACCAGACAGCAACAGCUGCUGACACCAGACAUCAACAGCUGCUGACACCAGACAUCAACAGCUGCUGACACCAGACAUCAACAGCUGCUGACACCAGACAGCAACAUAGUUGUUAGAGUACUUGUAUAGUCUUCAUGUUUUAUGCUUUGCUUUAAUUGGCAAUAUACUGGUGUCCAUGUCACUGUAUAGGACAUAAACCAUUCUAGGACUGUAUUACAGUCAUAACAUUUCAUACUAAAUAUUUCCAAGCAAAGAGCAGCCCCCAGAACAUGGCUGUAUACAAACAUAGAGUUUGCAUAUACAUUGAAUCGCUGAACUCCUUUUAUUUUUUUUCAAUUUGUUCUCUACACCAUAAUAUAUCUUCCUGGAAAGAGGAAAAAACACACAAGAGCUUCGAUAGCAAGGAUGAGUAGCAUUCAAGAUGAGCGCUGUAGACAGAGGUUUACCUAUAUUAGUUGUGCCAGCCAGGUUCAGCUCUUGGGUCAGGCGAAUCAAUUGGGUGUAGACGUGGCAGCUGCCAGCUCCAAAACGGUAGGAUUGAGUCCUCUGUGUGUGCAAGUAGAAUCGAGAGAGAAACAUCUGGAGCAGGGGCCGUACAGUAAGACAAAUCCAGAAAACAUGCAGUCAAACUGAGAUCAGUAUUGGUAUUUUAUUAAGGGCAACGCGUCAGGCCAGUAGCAAUCAGAGUUUAUUUUCUAUUAAAAAGCUCCAAAUUCUCUGCAUAGAAAUAGCUAAAUAUCAAAUUCUGUUACUAGAGGGAGCUUUUGAGCAUUCUGUCCACUGGAUUAUGGUUGUGUUGUAUGUACAUACUGUAUGCAGUAUGCUCCCUCUAGUGGUGGUUGUGUGUGUUUUAACUCUAUGCAUGGGAUUUGGAGCUCUCUAUCAGAGAAGUAUAUUCUAAAUGUUGGACCUAAAAUGAUGUUGCUUUACGAGAACACCUACAGUACACAUGGCCAAAUUUAACCCUGUUUUCAUUCAUGUGGUUUCAUGUAGAUUCUGUGUUGAAUUGUCUGCACCCUUUAACUUGACCUGUGGGCAGUGCAUAGCAGGGUCUUGUACCCUCGGUAGACAAUUUACUGUUAGUAGUGAUGUCCUUGAACAGUUUAUUGGUCCUUUAACAUAAUUUGGUUUCUCCAAGGAAAGAAAAACUCAUCUAAUUAUGUGCACAAAUUUAAUUGUAUCAGCUCAUCAACAUGAGGAGUAAAUUGCAGCCGCAUUCACUAAUUGAAUUAGUCAUUAAUUUUAUUUAGGAGAAUAAUUAUUAGACAUUUAAUUUUUUUUUCUACUUAUUUGCAGUCUAAUGAGUUGCCAGAUUUUUUUGGGCAGGUUUGCAGAUGACAAAUUGUCUGACCUUCCUGUGCUCAACCUGAUGUAUCUUCAUCAAACUGAAGGCAAUAACAUUUGUGGAAGUGCUCCUUCAUAUUCGUAUACCUGCUUUGAAGCUAGUGUGGACUACAGCAAUGGUAAUACCUAUGAGGGCUGCCUGGUUUAGAAAACCCAUGUUCAUAUAACAGGGGUUCUGUUUAGAUAGGAUCCUCAUUUAUCAGAGCAGAGAAUGUCUGGAGGACUUGGCGCAUCUGUGCAUGUCAUGGAAAGCCAUAGAUUUCAGUGAGAACUGUGUAAUGCUUUAUUUCCCCUGUGGUGGCACUGUUGGGAAAUGUCAUGCUUGCGGCUAGGUUUCUUCACAGAUUACAGCUGAUUGCUGAGGUUCCAGCAGUGGGACAUCUUAGUAUCUAGGUAUAAAUUUAGUAUCAGAAAAAAUGUUUGAGCCAAUGCCCCUAAGUCCCAUUCCCGUGGUAAUGAUACUUGUUAUAUGCAAACCAUUAAUUUCAGUAAAUUGCAUUCUGAGGAAUGCUUCUGUGGAUUAGCACUUAGACUGGUUGUCACUCGUAGAGUGCCGUUAACCAUUACCAAGGAAGGAGAAAGAAACUUGGCUACAGUUAUGAAAGAGCACAGUACAGUAGUGGUAAAAUUUAACCCAAAGUGUCUUGUGACUCAGGUAGUAUAAGAUUUAAUGUAAGGCUAGUUUCACACUGACAACCAGGUGUUAUUGCCGGGGAAGUCUCGCACUGCAUAGAAUAAAGUAUGACAUGGUAGCUUAGAUGGACCAGGUCCUCAGAGAGAAAGCUGCUCUUACAUAGCAACUCUCUGACAGGUUCGUAGAUGGGGAUAUGAUGCCCAUGUGCCCUAAUGAAAGACUUUAUGAACAAUCAUAGGAAUCUAAUAAAACACAGUUAUAAAAAAAAAGAAAAUUAAUAGAUCUACUUAUUAAAUUAUUAAACUUUGUCAAAUGCAGUGCAAACUAUGAGAAGUAUGUUAUAAGGGGAGGAGCUGAGAAGAUUGAUCUUUAGUUUUGUAGGAAAAUAUUUAGUAAAACUUAUUCAAUCAAAUCCCUCCUAUUUCUAUGUUUAGGAGUCCAGUGGGCGGUCCUAUGGUCCUAGUGAUUGACAGCCUUUCCAUAUCGAAUGAUUGCCAGUUAUUGUCACCCAAAGUAACUUAAAAAAAGUAUAAAAAAGAUUUUACAGAUGA
Molecule: messenger RNA, 6067 nt
Organism: Bufo gargarizans (Asiatic toad)
Lineage: Eukaryota; Metazoa; Chordata; Amphibia; Anura; Bufonidae
Gene: APBB2
Product: amyloid beta precursor protein binding family B member 2
Exons: 17
Coding region: 427-2688 (753 amino acids)
Biological process (GO): regulation of DNA-templated transcription
Cellular component (GO): nucleus; cytoplasm
Molecular function (GO): transcription factor binding; amyloid-beta binding
Source: RefSeq, a predicted model, not a curated record